AUAUUAUAUGGAGAGGGAGUGAUCAUAAAAGAUGGCCAAAUGUGCGGUGGGAAGCAACUUGCCUGAACUCAAUUAAUAUAUCAGCCAUGGCUGCAGCUCCGGGGACGCUCGUAAGGCAGUGUUUGGCUGUGGUCUUCUUCUUCGUCAUUCUUGUCUCUUCAACUUGUCAUUCACCGGCAGCACCACUGAAGAGAUCGAGAAAGUCAACGACGAUCAAAGAGAUAAACAGAAAGGGACCGUACAUCGGCCUCAUCACAGUGUAUGCACCUGAGGAGAAGGCCUUCUUCGCUACCAAAGCCUUCAAAUCUGAUCCCAAACAGCCCUUUGUGGAUCUCGCAGGAAGAAGAUUCAGGGUGGGAAAGGUGCAUGAUAGCAAAGUUAUCUAUGUCAAAUGUGGGAUUGGACUGGUGAAUGCGGCAGCAGCCACACAGCAGAUGUUGGAUGUGUUUGACAUAAGUGGAAUCGUUCACUUUGGGAUUGCCGGAAAUGCGAACAGUUCCAUGUCCAUUGGAGAUGUCAUCAUCCCCAAGCAGUUCAUUCAAACUGGCCUCUGGGAUUGGUUGAAACCGAACGCGACGGUAGAUUCAAGCGACUUUGGGGAAGUGGAUGUAGGAGAGUACAACGUGAAAGGAAAAGGAAAAGGAAUGAACUUGUUGGGGAAAAUAGAGUAUUUUGCAGAACAGUUCUACUCUGAAACUGGCAAGCCCAAUGAACCUCAAAGUCUCCUCUGGUUUCCUACUUCUCCUCGCUGGCUCCAACUUGCGGCUUCUCAUUUACAGGGAAUGAAGCUAGAAAGAUGUGUGAACUCAAGCUUGUGCCUACCAAACGAACCAAAGCUCGUUGUGGGACUGAAUGGGUCAACGGCAGACGCAUUUGUGGACAAUGCAGCGUACAGGGACUUCCUCUUCCAAACAUUCCAUGUUUCCUCUCUUGAUAUGGAGAGUUCUGCUAUCGUCAUGACAAGUUUGUCAAAUGAUUAUCCGGUGAUAGUGAUAAGAGGACUGUCAGAUUUAGCAGGAGCGCAAGAAGGAGAAAAUCAAAUCAAGGUCUUUGGAUCUCUUGCUGCUACCAACACCGCCAAGGCUGUCAUUCAAUUCUUGAACGUUUAUCAACGAAAUUACAUCUCUCAUUAUCUUUAACCGUUUCCAAUUCCAUCUAAUUAUUAUUAAUAAUACACUGCUAUUUCAAAUAUAUACAACAACCAGUUACUGCUA
This is a messenger RNA of Prosopis cineraria, 1214 nucleotides long. RefSeq names its product bark storage protein A-like. Gene Ontology annotation, biological process: nucleoside metabolic process. The record is from RefSeq and is a predicted model, not a curated record. Lineage: Eukaryota; Viridiplantae; Streptophyta; Magnoliopsida; Fabales; Fabaceae. The transcript is spliced from 6 exons. Bases 87 to 1139 code for a protein of 350 amino acids. Gene Ontology annotation, molecular function: catalytic activity.